AUCACUUCCUAGAUAUUGCAUUUUUAAUGUUUAUUUGAUUUGGGUACGGUCUCGAUCAGAUAGUAUAAUUGGGACUUUGUUAGAUAUCCCAAAAAAGACAAAAUAUCAUGAAAAUGCUCGUUUUGACUUAAAAGAGAUGGGUAUUAGAAAGAAACUUCAUCCUAUGAUGACAAAUGAUGGUAAAUGUGUAAUGUAUGCAAAGGCAUGUUUUUCUAUAACUUCUAAUGAGAAGACUAUUUUUUGUGGUGUCUUGAAGAAAGUAAAAAUGCCAGAUGGUUGUGCUUCAAAUAUUUCAAGAUGUGUUCAACUUAAGGACAAGAAAGUUAGUAGCUACAAGAGUCACGAUGCACAUUUCAUGCUGCAUUACUUGCUUCAAGUAGCUGUGAGAAGCACUAUGUCUAACCAGGUUUCCCAUCUAGUAAUUGGUCUUUGUUCAUUAUUUCGUUGUUUAUGUCAGAAAGUUGUUGACUUGACAGAUUUGAAUAUCUUACAAUUAGAUAUUAGAAACACUUUGUCAAUUAGAAACCAUUUUCUCCCUAGUUUCUUUGAUGUGAUGGUUCAUUUGCCUAUACAUCUUGUAAAUGAGGUAAGAUCCGGAGGGCUAGUUCAGUUUCAGUGGAUGUAUUUUCUUGAAAGAUAUUUAGGUAACUUGAAGAGUUAUUUUCGUAAUAAAAGUUGUGUCGAAGGUUCUAUUGCCGAAGGAUACUUGGUUGAAGAAUGUUUGACAUUUUGCUCCCGAUACUUGCAUAAUGGGGUGGAAACAAGACUAAAUAGAAUGACAAGGAAUUCUGAUAGAUGUGUUACUAACGAAGCUGAAAGUCCAAUUUUUUUUUCUAGAAUUGGUCAUCUUAUUGGAGGAAAGAAAAAUGGUGAAGCAAUGUUUUUGGACUACAAGUCAAGUGAACAUGAGAAAGAAAAUUAAAACCUGAAUAAAAGAAAAAGGUGGAACAGAGCAAGAAGUCAAGGGAAUGAUUUUGUUGAAUGGUUCAAAAAGCGUGCUUUGUUGGGAGAUGUUUCCGACCAACUUAAAAGUCUUUCUAGAGGACCAAAUACAGUUGCAUGACGAUUUUCUGGCAAUGUCAUUAAUGGUUACAGGUUUUACACCAAGCAGCGUGAUGCAAGGUGUACAACACAAAAUAGUGGUGUAACAUUUGAAUCAAUAACUACAAGCGUUGCAAGUUCCAAAGAUGAUAACCCAAUAAUUGAAUUAGUUACUUACUAUGGAUCAAUUACUGAAAUAAUUGAGGUGGAUUAUUAUGGUAAUUUCAAGUUUGUUCUUUUUAGAUGUGAUUGGUUUGAAGUUGAAGAUGAUAUGGGUUGAUAUGCGUUCACUUCAACAAGGGAUAUUGUAUGGAAGAUCCUUUUGUAUUGGCUUCUCAAGUCCGUCAAUGCUUCUAUAUUCAAGAUCCUUUCAAUGCAAAUAGGAACUAUGUUAUGAAAACUGUUCCUAGGGAUUUUUUUUUUUUUAAUUUGCAAGAACAAUCUGAGUCAAAUGCCCAACAAUCUUUUCUAAGUGAA
Molecule: messenger RNA, 1518 nt
Organism: Glycine soja
Lineage: Eukaryota; Viridiplantae; Streptophyta; Magnoliopsida; Fabales; Fabaceae
Exons: 2
Coding region: 137-922 (261 amino acids)
Source: RefSeq, a predicted model, not a curated record